CUGACCUGGAAGGAUUUUAUGGCAACGGAAGACCCACAAGGAAUCACCAAAUUCACCAAACGCAUCAAUUCAGAAUACUCAUUGCAGCGUGGCCCGAUAUUGGUUCAUUGCAGUGCUGGUGCUGGUCGAACCGGUAUUUUCGUGGCCCUCGAUACACUUUCACAGCAAUUGAACGAGGAAGGUCAGGUUUCCAUCUUCAACACAAUUUGUGAUAUGCGAUAUCAAAGAAAUUUUCUCGUUCAGUCACUGAAACAAUACAUAUUUUUAUAUCGAGCCCUUACUGAGUUAGCAUAUUUUGGGGAUACUGAAAUUGACAAAAUAUCAUUAGCUGCAACCGUGGAAAGUCUGAAACAGCCAUCAUCGGAUAACUCCGAUAUUACUAAAUUAGAAGCACAAUUCCAGCGACUGAAGUCCUUCCAAGACGACUCCCGACGUACAAUUGCGAUGGGUGGUAGCGAGGAGAACAAGGCCAAGAAUCGAUCGGAUGCGUGUGUUCCCUACGACAAAAAUCGAGUCAUCCUGGCUCCGAAACCGGGUCACGACAACUGCACUUACAUGAGAUCCUCGCAUCAAUAUCGUGGACAACAAUUCGACCGUAUCCAAAUCGGAGCCAAAGUAGCAGUGCUGGAAUUUAUCACAUCCUUGAAUGCCCCGUUUAAGCUUUACCUGAAGAGGAUCACAGACGGCGGUAUCGUCACUGCCGAGGUAAAAAGUCAAAAAAAAAUGUAGGAGUGAAUGAAUUUUUAGUAAUAAACACUUCUAAUUACUGUAUUGAAGGGCUGUGUAGGGUUUAAAUGAGUUUAGUAAUAUGCUGUAGUAAUAUUAAUUAUGUUUUAUAUGCUUUAUACGUUCGUAUACUUGAACGAUCAUUUUUCUACGUAUUUUUCAGAGUCACCUACCUAUGUGACUUAUUAUCAAAAGGAAGCAGAAAAUUAAUAAA
Uranotaenia lowii is the source of this 940-nucleotide messenger RNA. Its product is annotated as tyrosine-protein phosphatase 69D-like. The transcript has 3 exons. The record is from RefSeq and is a predicted model, not a curated record. Bases 19 to 729 code for a protein of 236 amino acids. Gene Ontology annotation, molecular function: protein tyrosine phosphatase activity. Lineage: Eukaryota; Metazoa; Arthropoda; Insecta; Diptera; Culicidae. Gene Ontology annotation, biological process: protein dephosphorylation.